Messenger RNA from Aspergillus clavatus NRRL 1, 933 nucleotides. Its product is annotated as HPP family protein. The record is from RefSeq and is a predicted model, not a curated record. Lineage: Eukaryota; Fungi; Ascomycota; Eurotiomycetes; Eurotiales; Aspergillaceae. The coding region runs from base 1 to 933 and encodes 310 amino acids. The transcript has 2 exons.
AUGAAACUCCCCACUGCACAACAGGUGCAUUUCGAUAUUGAUGGAUAUCUCAACCGAUACAUCCCCCGUUCCCAGCUCUAUCGUCUCCCCCGACCGAUCUCGCGGUUUUUGGGAUAUCGCGCCUCCCCCCAGCAGGAAGUCGGCAAUGUUCUGGUCUGCGUUUGGGCCUUUAUCGGCGCCUUUGCUGGCCUGCUGCUGGUCAUGGGAGUGUUCAAGUCCAGCGAGAUGAUUCAGAGGCAUCAUCCUCCCAUCGUCAUCGCCAGUCUGGCCGCCACGGCCAUUUUGGACUAUCAAACCAUCCAAUCCCCCCUGGCGCAGCCGCGUAGUUCGAUUAUCGGACACGUUCUGGCUGCCAUCGUCGGUGUGGGAAUUACGAAACUCUUCAUGCUUCGCUCGGACUUUGAGAGCCUACGCUGGAUCGCAGGCGCCGUCUGCACCGCGGCGGCCUCUACCGCGAUGGGGUUGACCAACACGGUCCAUCCCCCCGGAGGCGCCACCGCGAUGCUGGCAGCGGUUGAUUCUACUAUCAUUGCGAUGGGCUGGUUCUUCGUGCCACUGGUCCUGAUCGGGUCGCUACUGAUGCUGGGAACCGCCUUGGUGGUCAACAACAUUCAGCGCCAAUUUCCCAUGUUCUGGUGGACGCCGCGGGUGGUCGGACGACCAAAGGGACCACCGGAUAUCGAGAAGACGUCGGAAGUUCCCGAUGGCACGAUGGAGAGAACCCUGAGUCGAGCAGCAGCAUCAUUCGGAGGGAAUACGAUCAUCAUCACGCCGCACCAUGUCGUCAUUCCCGAUGGCUUUGUAUUGGGACUCGAGGAAAAGGGGAUUCUCGAGGUGCUGCGGGACCGGCUACGUGGCCCGGAGAAUAAUAAUGAUGAUGAUUGGGGGAAUGUAGAGAACCAGAGCAGCCAUACCGAACAUACAGAAACAUAG